Messenger RNA from Megalops cyprinoides (Indo-Pacific tarpon), 1505 nucleotides. It is a transcript of the gene commd5, whose product is annotated as COMM domain containing 5. The record is from RefSeq and is a predicted model, not a curated record. The transcript has 7 exons. The coding region runs from base 410 to 1033 and encodes 207 amino acids. Gene Ontology annotation, cellular component: nucleus. Lineage: Eukaryota; Metazoa; Chordata; Actinopteri; Elopiformes; Megalopidae.
UCUCUUAGAACAGUUGCAUUAGUGUAUGUGAGUGUAAAUAGACUAUCGAGGAUCGGUCUACCCGACGGUGAUUUCAUAGCUAGUCGGUGAAUGGAUCUGGGAUUUGUGCAGUGAGAUAGUCGCGCACUAGGCAAUAGUUCGACAACCUGCUCUGCCAGCUCACAUGAUGAAGAAGCGAUUAACUGCACAGUUUGCUAGCCAGCUAUCAAACAUCAGCUAGAUUGCUAGCUGGACUUCCGGAUUCUUCUUAACUUGCUAGAUAGCUUGCUGUGUAUUUUUAAGUUUUGGGCUGAUAAAGCAGAUCAGUUUGGAUAAUUCAGUAAUAAUUCAGAGUCUGACUACAGUCAAUCUAAAUAAAAAACACUUGCCGGUCUCUUGCAGCGGCAAGGCCGUUGUAUCAGCCGGAGCAAUGGCCGACAGGACAAGUUUCUUGGGAGCAAGGAUUCCUGCGGAAGUGGAAAUCAUGGCAAAGCAUUUGAAAGAUUUAGACAAAGAACUGUUCAGGAAAAUACUUAAAGUGGUGGUAAAUGCAGUUGAAGGGAGGGACUGCAGAGGAUCAAUGAAGUCGCUUGCUGAUAAUUCUACCCUCUCUGAAGAACAGUUGAGCUAUAUAGUAGCAGGAAUAUAUCGACUUCUAAAGGAGGCAUUACGUCUUCCAACAUCUUCACUGAAACAAGAGGUCUUCAAAGAAGAUCUCAGAGAACUUAGGAUAUCAGAGGAGUUCAUCACAGACUUUGCUAGUGUGGUCUUCGGAAACAGACGUGCCGCCCUUGAAGCUGCCGCCAUGCAGCAGGGGCCUCGGUUACCCACCAUUGAGGACUGCAGAUGGAGAGUGGAUGUGGCCAUUUCAACAAGCUCCCUUGCCCGUGCAUUGCAACCUUCCAUUUUAAUGCAGCUGAAGUUGACGGAUGGGAGUUCCCACCGACUUGAGGUGCCAGUCAGCAAGUUUCAGGAACUGCGUUACAAUGUUGCACUAAUUCUCAAGGAAAUGAAUGACCUUGAGAAGAGAAGUGUUCUGAAAAUCCAAGACUGAGAAGUUUUCAUAACGAUGUGAUUAAGUGAAUAUCUUCAUGAAAUGCUUUGGAAACAAUGACAAUACAAAUGGAUGUUGUAAAUUGCUUGAAUAUUGUUACCUGAUGACAGUGGUGCAUUCCAUUCUUCCACAAUGUCAUGCAAAUCAAGUAUGAUGAAAUGUAAAUCACUGGAGACAGUGGAUUUCCAAGUUGCUGUCAUCAGCAUUCAUUUUAAAUGGGCAGCAAAACCAUGUGUGUUUUUAGCACAUUCCUACAUACACCAUCUCAUGUUCAAAGCAGAAGAUACAUUUUGCACUUAACAUGUACAUGAGGCACUAGGUAUGAAUAAGUUCAGUUAUUGUGUUGUAGACCUAAUUAGAUUUACGUACAGUAUUUUAAAAAGCAGAACUGUGAGAAUAUCUCAAACCCCACAGCAAAGAAUGGUGAAUGACAAAAGUAAAAAAGCCAAUCUGUAUGACUCUAAACAUAAUU